AUGCAGGAACUCAACCAGUCCACCGUGACAGAAUUCAUUCUACUGGGCUUCACCCCCAACCCCAGGACCAACCCUCUGCUCUUCAUCUUCUUUUUAGUUUUCUACCUGCUGAUCCUUGUGAGCAACAGUCUCCUUAUCACACUCAUCCACCAGGACUUGCGUCUCCACACACCCAUGUACUUUUUCAUCAGUGUCCUUUCCCUGCUGGACGUGUGCUACACCACCACUACUGUGCCCCAGAUGCUUGUGCAUAUUCUCAGCAAGAAGAGGACCAUCUCUUUUGCUAGAUGUGUGGCCCAGAUGUACAUUUUCCUCCUCUUUGGGGUUACGGAGUCCUGGCUUUUCUCCAUCAUGUCUGUGGACAGGUAUGUGGCCAUCUGCCACCCUCUCCGAUACAAAGUCAUCAUGAGCCGUAGGAUGUGUCUUCUUUUGGUGGGUAUCUGUGCAGCCUAUGGUGUGGUGGGUGGCCUGUGCUAUACCUUCUUUGCUAUGUACCUGCCCUACUGUGGUCCUAAUGAAAUUGACCACUACUUCUGUGAGGUUCCUGCUGUUCUGAAGCUGGCCUGUGCAGAUACAUCCCUCAAUGAUUUGGUGGACUUCAUCACAGGCUUCAAUGUCAUUGUGGUUCCACUCACCCUGGUUGUCAUCGUCUAUGCCAACAUCUUUGCCACCAUCCUGAAGAUCCGUUCAGCCCAGGGGAGGAUCAAGGCCUUCUCUACCUGUGCCUCCCACAUAACUGUGGUCACCAUGUUCGCCAUUCCAUGUAUCAUCAUGUACAUGAGCCCUGGCUCUGGGUCCUUAUCAAACAGUGGCAAGAAAAUGGCUCUUUUCUAUAAUAUUGCCACAGCCUUCCUCAAUCCUGUCAUCUACAGUCUAAGGAAUAAGGAUGUGAAGAAGGCUUUCCUCAAGUUGAUGGGAUGGAGCAGGGCUCCAGAGUGA
Molecule: messenger RNA, 939 nt
Organism: Marmota monax (woodchuck)
Lineage: Eukaryota; Metazoa; Chordata; Mammalia; Rodentia; Sciuridae
Product: olfactory receptor 2G3-like
Exons: 1
Coding region: 1-939 (312 amino acids)
Biological process (GO): G protein-coupled receptor signaling pathway
Cellular component (GO): membrane
Molecular function (GO): olfactory receptor activity; G protein-coupled receptor activity
Source: RefSeq, a predicted model, not a curated record